UAACCAGAUUUUUAAAUGGAAUUUAUAAAAUAUUAAGUUUGUACUAUGUCUCAUCUAUACAUAGCAUAUGGUGUAUGGUAUUCAUUUCGUACACUAAAAGAAUUAUGGUAUUUUCAACGGCACAGUUGUUUAUAAGAUGUCGAGGUCCUGAUGAAUUCUGGCGAAAACGUCAAAUAUUUAAACUCGCCGCACAUUAUAUUGGAAGAAGAAGAAACUGUUACAGUAUAGCUAUUAGAAAUGUACACAGAGCAUUGUUGAAAACUACGAAAGGAAGAUCACUUAAAAAAGCAGAUAUGAAAGAGCUUUGGGAAACUAGAUUAGAUGGUGCUUCAAGUGAACAUGGUAUUACUUUCAAGGUACUCAUGGAAGGAUUAUCUAGGUGUAAUAUUUUAUUAAAUCGUAAAUCUUUAUCAACUUUGGCUAUCUGGGAACCACGAACAUUUAAAUGUUUAUCCAAUAUUGCUUGUGCAAAAGCAAAAGUAGGAGGUAUUAAAGAAGUUGAUAAUAAUUCUAUGCCUGAAACUGUUAUGAUUAAAGGAUUAAUUGAUGAAUUAGAUUAAAAAAAUUGUAAAAUAAAUGAUAAAAUUUACAUUU
Messenger RNA from Eufriesea mexicana, 594 nucleotides. RefSeq names its product mitochondrial ribosomal protein L20 (gene mRpL20). The transcript has 4 exons. The record is from RefSeq and is a predicted model, not a curated record. NCBI's taxonomy places the organism in Eukaryota, Metazoa, Arthropoda, Insecta, Hymenoptera, Apidae. Gene Ontology annotation, molecular function: rRNA binding; structural constituent of ribosome. Gene Ontology annotation, cellular component: ribosome. Gene Ontology annotation, biological process: translation. Bases 75 to 560 code for a protein of 161 amino acids.